Phyllostomus hastatus (greater spear-nosed bat) is the source of this 1413-nucleotide messenger RNA. RefSeq names its product signal transducing adaptor family member 2 (gene STAP2). The coding region runs from base 81 to 1391 and encodes 436 amino acids. The transcript is spliced from 13 exons. The record is from RefSeq and is a predicted model, not a curated record. Lineage: Eukaryota; Metazoa; Chordata; Mammalia; Chiroptera; Phyllostomidae. Gene Ontology annotation, molecular function: signaling adaptor activity.
AUUCCCCUGGAACCUGUUUCUCUGCUUCCUGGCCAAGCCUGGCUGCUGGAGGGAGAGGCCAGGCCAAAGACCGGCCCGCCAUGGCCUCGGCCCUGAGCCCACCCCGGGUCCCAAAGCCCAAGUGUGCCCUGCCUUCACACUACCAUGAGAGCUAUCUGGAGAAGAAGGGACCCCGAGACCAGAAUUACAAGAAGUUCUGGGCUGGCCUCCAGGGCCUCACUCUCUAUUUCUACAAUAGCAAUCGGGACUCCCAGCAUGUGGAGAAGCUGGACCUUGGAGCAUUUGUGAAAUUCACAGAUGAGGGUCCUCGAGGGAGUUCCAGUGACCCUGGUAUCUAUUUCAACCUGGUCCUCCGGAACCAGGAGAUCAAGUUCAAGGUGGACAGCCUGGAGUCCCGGGAAAUGUGGAAAGGCUUCAUCUUGACGGUAGUGGAGCUCCGUGUCCCAUACAAUUUGACCCUGCUGCCUGGACACCUGUACAUGAUGGCCGAGGUCCUAGCCAAAGAGGAGGUGCGCCGCACGCUCGAGAUGCCCUCGUGCUUCUUGAAGGUGAGCCGGCUAGAGGCCCAACUGCUCCUGGAGCGCUACCCAGAAUGCGGGAACUUGUUGCUGCGGCCCAGCGGUGACGGCGCGAACGGAGUAUCGGUCACAACUCGCCAGACGCUCAACGGGACACCGGUGGUCCGUCACUACAAAGUGAAACGCGAGGGCCCUAAGUACGUGAUCGAUGUGGAGGAGCCGUUCUCCUGCGCUUCACUCCAAGCAGUGGUCGACUAUUUCGUGUUGCAAACCAAUAAGACGCUGGUGCCUUUCCUACUGGACGAGGACUACGAGAAGGUGCUAGGCUACGUGGAUGCGGAUAAAGAGAACGGCGAGAGUGUGUGGGUGGCACCCUCAGUACCAGCGGUCCCCUGCCCAGAUCCUGUAUCCCGGUCCUGUGGCCCCAAGCAGUCACCUGCACCCAUCAUGCCUGUGCCCAGCCAGGACAAGCUGCCCCCGCUACCAAACCCGGAUGAGAACUAUGUGAUCCCGAUUGAUGAUGCCCCAGCUGCCGACUACGUGAAUGGUGAUGUAGUUUCUCCUGGUUGGCCAGGGGUCCCAAAGCCCAAGAAGUGUCUCCCAGCCCCAAAGGUUCAGGCAAAGCCUUCAAAGCCACCCAUUACACCUAAGCCAGAGCCCAAAGGCCUUAUCAGUGGCCUGGCCAAGAAGCUGGCCAUCAGCUCAGGACAGGCUCUCUUACCCAGAACAGGGUUGGCCAGUGUGACGGCAGAGCUGGAAGAGAAACUGCAGAGGCGGCGGGCAUGGGAGCACCCAGCUGGCCUCACUGGGGAUCAGCAGGCCAGUCUCGGAACUGGGCACGUCAGUCAGGUGGAUCUGUCCUCUCAGAAUUAAAAGUUCAAGUGACCCCAGGGUC